This is a messenger RNA of Trematomus bernacchii (emerald rockcod), 1196 nucleotides long. RefSeq names its product deoxynucleotidyltransferase terminal-interacting protein 1 (gene dnttip1). Bases 195 to 1106 code for a protein of 303 amino acids. Lineage: Eukaryota; Metazoa; Chordata; Actinopteri; Perciformes; Nototheniidae. The transcript has 13 exons. The record is from RefSeq and is a predicted model, not a curated record. Gene Ontology annotation, cellular component: nucleus. Gene Ontology annotation, molecular function: DNA binding; nucleosome binding.
UGUUAGCUUCACAGAGGAAUUAACUUCCUGAAACAAACAAAUAUCAGCUCUUGUGAAAAAUAUCUACUUUCGGUUGAUCGGAAAACCUCCGUCAGCCCAGAGCCAGAGUCACUAACCGGUAAACAGCCGGUAAAGGGGCUUUGUAACGGAAACCGCUGUUAGCUCCAGUUAGCCUAGCUCCGGAGGACCGUGUGAUGGGGGCGCAGCGCAGUGAGGGAGGCCGGGAAGGGCUGCUGCUGGACGGGGAGCAGGAGGAGCAGAGACCGGCGCCGUGGAACCUGAUGAUCAAACACCGACAGAUCCAGCGCAGAGGACGCCGCUCACACAUGGCCGUCAGCUACACAGACCCUCAGGUGUCGAUGGAUCUCUUGAGGGCGGUGCUUCAGCCGAGCUUCAACGAUGACAUCAUGGCCGUGUUCAGGAAGUACCAUAAGUUCUUUGACAAAGCGGCGCAGAACGUGAAGGAGAAUGUCAGCGAGGAGGUGCAGACGGAUCAGCUGAUCAGAGAGGCCUGCAGGAACGCUCUGGAACACGCCAAACAGCUGUUUCCAGAAGCGGAGGUGAAGAGGGCGGGGCCAGAGGCCGCCAUCAAGAGGGCCAGAGCUGCUGAUGAGGACUACAGUCAGAGAGGAAGCCCCGCCCCUAAGAAGAGGAGGGCUCGUCCAGUUGCAGCGGCGUCUGAUCGAGCUCAUGGCUUCCCCUCUCAAGCAAAGCCCAAGUCUGACUCCAUCAAGAAAGAAGGUCCAAAGUGGGAACCCUCCAGACUGAAUGAAGGCAGCACGUUCGUUCUGGGCUCCAGAGCCAACAAGGCGCUGGGGAUGGGCGGGACCAGAGGACGCAUCUACAUCAAACACGCUGACCUGUUCAAGUAUGCAGCGGACGCCAAGGAUAAGCAGUGGCUGGCAGAGCGACAUCACAUGAGAGCGACCGGAGGGAAGAUGGCCUACCUGCUGAUCGAGGAGGACAUCCAGGAUCUGGCCCGCAGCGACGACUACAGGGAGGGUCCGGAGGUGAGGAUGGACGAGUUGAAGCCGUUCUCUGUUCCUGUUUGGAUGGUGGAGAAGAUGCAGAGAGCCAUGGAGGCGCAGAGGGACAUCGACCACUGACACACACACCGACCCCCCCCUCACACACACACAAUUACAUUCACUACCCUCUGACCCCCCCCCCCCCACACACACACAAUUACAUUCACU